AUUCAUGUUUCUUGCUUUUCUGUGUUUUCUAUCGUAUAACGUUGGAAAAUGAUAAAUUCAUUGCAAGGACAAAUGAACUGUGAACGUGUUUUUUCGGUCGAUCAUUGUACACCAUCGUUUAACGUACAAGAGACUCUAAACCAUACACAUAAGGAGUGUAGAACACCUCUUGUGAAAUGGAGAUUAAAACCACGUCAGAAGAUUUCGUUACUACAGAAAUUCAGACUAUGCGGCCGUUUGGCUAUAAUCUGCUACAGACUGUGCAAGUUCAGUUACAACAGGGUAGAUUCCAACAAGGCAGAAUUUUUAUCCAUUCUACAAGAAUCAGAUCAAAUGUCGGACAAUAAAAAUAUCGACGGCUUGUUGUUUGAUCCCAAUCAGUACAAGGCCAACAAACAGGAUCGUGUCCCAAUAGAAGGGAAAAGAAUAUUACGAGUUUCACCCCAAAAAAGAACAGAAAGAGACCUCCGUUAUUUGCAGGUUUGUUUGCGUAAUAUAAAGGCAUUUGCAGAAUAUCCAAAAACCAUGCAAGAACGACUCUGUAGAGUUGGAUGGUAUGAAACAUACGAGCCAAGACGCGCAAUAGUAAGACAGGGCCAUCUUCCACAUUCAUUUUACUUCAUACUUAGUGGAGUUAUUAUUGUGACACAAUAUGACGAAGAAAGAGGUUGCACGAAAUUUUUGGUAUGCUUGGGACGAGGGAUGGCGUUUGGGGAACUUGCAGUGAUAACAAACAGCAGAAGACAGGCUACUUGUAGUACGAGGACUACCACAGAACUACUUUGUAUUUCUGCAAAGGAUUUUGUUGAAAUUUUCAUGUCUGGGGGAAUUCAUGGCUUCCGGAAUCCUGAACAAGAGUCAUUUAUGAGAAAUAUUCCUUUCCUGAAAGAAUGGCCGAUAGAAUUGUUGCCUACCAAUCCAAAAGCAUGUAUGUUUCACUUCUUCAACCGCGGUCAAGUUUUGGUUAGAGACAGUAACCGUUCUGAUUGGAUAUAUAUUGUGAAAUCGGGAAGUUUAUCUGUUUUCAAAAAGCUGAAGACAGUAGAAGCACAAAAAGCCGGAAACAAACAGUGGAAUGAUCGCGUUCGUACUCCCGAAGGUGAAAAAGAACAACUAGUUCGAAAGAAGAGAGAAAACUUUGAAACAUGGCAGUAUCGGUCAAAUUUAAAAAGUCAUUCAAAAUAUGAUAAGCGAAAAAAGGAGAAACGUUACUUCAAAAACCAGUUCGAAAUGGAACAUUUUUUGGAUAAAACGUUGCCUGGACUGUAUAAUCCUUUGGAGAGACUUGGUAUUAUAGACUAUAAUGAUGUCAUAAAGAAAUAUAAAACUAGGAUCGUGCGUAGGAAGUCACAAGUAUUUUCACUACCACCACUAAAUGAAAAUACUCAUUUAGUAACAAAACAAAACGAACAACCCGACGAAGUCAACCAAACACCUGAAUCAAAUAAGAUAAGAAGAACGUCUAAAGGAGCCUAUCUUGCCACACCAUCCAGACGACGUAGCAGUAUCAGUACGAUGUCAGACCAUUUAGACGGAGGAGAGCAAGAAAUACGCCAGGCUGAGACAACUAUGGGCCAAGGACGAAAGACCAUUGCUGAUGAGUUCGAAGAUAACAAAAAGAAAGACGAUGAUGACGAAGAAUCAGACGAAGAGCAAGAUCAUUCGGAGUUCAUAGAACUAUGUGUUUUAGAAAGAGGACAAUACUUUGGUCUGACAGCAGCUCUAUAUCCAGAUCAACCUAGCCUAAUCCUUGCCAGCAACGGGGCAGAAUGCAUUAUGAUAUCAAAGAAAUUUUUCUUAGAAAAAUGUAGUGAAGAAGCCUUACGCAAUAUCAAUAAAAUAGAAUCACCUUUCCCAAACGACGAAGAUCUUCAGAAACGUUUACAAGAAUAUGUCAACUGGACGUCGCACCGGAAACAGAUUUAUAACUCUUUAGUUAAAGACAUUCAUUUUCAAAAGGCGAAACGCAUGCAGCGACUAAGUGGGCAAUUAUUGUCAUUUAGGCCUGUUUAAAAAGGUUGUUAUUUCUUACCAUAAUUGUUAUAUAGCAAUAAAAAUGUUUAAGUAGAAA
Molecule: messenger RNA, 2071 nt
Organism: Mytilus trossulus (common blue mussel)
Lineage: Eukaryota; Metazoa; Mollusca; Bivalvia; Mytilida; Mytilidae
Exons: 19
Coding region: 49-2013 (654 amino acids)
Source: RefSeq, a predicted model, not a curated record